AAAAUUCAACAUUAUAGUGCGAUUUGAGCUUUUUGGAGUGUCUUUGGACAAGAUGAAGUCAUUAACGACAAAGCUCAAACUCCUUCGACCUGUCCUGACGUCACUGUGUUCUUACAGCUCCACCGACCAAACCCUUCUUCUCAAUGAGUUCACCAGGUUCUGUUACCAAAGAGACCUUCCCAAAGCUCUAAGAGCGAUGGAUACGUUGCAAAGUCAUGGUCUUUGGGCAGACUCUGCAACUUACUCCGAGCUCAUCAAAUGCUGCAUGUCUCAUAGAGCUGUUCACGAAGGAAACCUCGUUCGUCGUCACUUAUACUUCAAUGGGCAUCAGCCAAUGCUCUUUCUUGCUAAUGUUCUAAUCAAUAUGUAUGUAAAGUUCAAUCUUUUAACUGACGCUCACAACGUGUUCGACGAAAUGCCUCUUAGAAACGUUGUUUCCUGGACUACUAUGAUCUCUGCUUAUUCCAAGUGCAAACAGCAGCAAAAGGCUUUGGAGCUUUUGGUUUCGAUGCUGAGAGAAGGUGUGAGACCAAACGUGUAUACUUACUCCUCUGUGUUGAGAUCUUGCGAGGAGAUGUCUGAUGUUAGAAUGCUUCAUUGUGGGAUCAUCAAGGAAGGUCUUGAGUCUGAUGUUUUCGUUAGGAGUGCUUUGAUUGAUGUGUUUGCUAAGCUCGGUGAGCCUGAGGAUGCUCUUUCGGUUUUCGACGAGAUGGUUACUGGUGAUGCCAUUGUUUGGAACUCCAUCAUUGGUGGCUUUGCUCAGAACAGUAAAAAUGACGAAGCUUUGAAGCUUUUCAAGAGGAUGAAGAGAGCUGGCUUCACCGCUGAGCAGGCUACGUUGACUAGCGUCUUGAGGGCGUGUACUGGUUUGACUCUGUUGGAGCUUGGGAUGCAAGCUCAUGUUCAUAUAGUGAAGUACGACCAGGACUUGAUACUCAACAACGCGCUUGUGGACAUGUAUUGCAAGUGUGGGAGCUUGGAUGAUGCUCGCCGCGUGUUCAACGGGAUGAAGGAGAGGGAUGUGAUUACAUGGAGCACAAUGAUCUCAGGGCUGGCCCAGAAUGGUUAUAGCCAAGAGGCGCUGGAGCUGUUUGAGUCCAUGAAAGCUUCUGGGACCAAACCAAACUACAUUACCAUUGUUGGAGUUCUCUUUGCUUGCAGCCACGCGGGACUACUUGAAGAUGGUUGGUACUACUUCAGAUCGAUGAAGAAGCUUUACGGGAUAGAUCCAGUGAGGGAGCAUUACGGUUGCAUGAUUGAUCUGUUGGGAAAAGCUGGGAAGCUUGAUGAUGCAGUGAAGCUGUUGAAUGAAAUGGAGUGUGAGCCGGAUGCUGUGACUUGGAGAACACUUCUUGGUGCUUGUAGGGUUCAGGGGAACAUGGUGUUGGCUGAAUACGCGGCUAAAAAGGUCAUAGAACUCGAUCCAGACGACGCGGGGACUUACACAGUGUUGUCCAACAUAUAUGCAAACUCUCAGAAGUGGGAUAGUGUUGAAGAGAUCAGGACACGGAUGAGAGACAGAGGAAUCAAGAAAGAGCCUGGAUGUAGCUGGAUUGAAGUAAAUAAAAAUAUUCAUGCAUUCAUCAUCGGAGAUGAAUCUCACCCUUUGAUAGUUGAAGUCAAGGAGAAGCUGAAGCAAUUGAUUGAUAGAAUGAUUGGCAUUGGUUAUGUUCCUGAGACGAACUUUGUGUUACAAGAUCUUGAAGGAGAGCAGAUGGAGGAUUCUCUUAGACAUCACAGUGAGAAACUGGCUUUGACCUUUGGCUUGAUGACAUUGCCUUUAGGGAAAGUGAUUAGGAUUAGAAAGAAUCUGAGAAUAUGUGGGGACUGUCAUGUGUUCUUCAAGCUCGCUUCAAAGCUAGAGAACCGCAGUGUGGUUAUAAGAGAUCCAAUACGUUACCAUCAUUUUGAAGAUGGAAAAUGCUCAUGUGGCGACUACUGGUGACAAUCUGAUAGCUCUAUAUAACAAUGCAAUAGAGCGUAAGUUGAUUAAUGAAUCAUAUUUUUAUAUUCAUCGAUUUGCUUAUAAUUUUUUGGAACUAAUACAAUUUUUUGGUAUUUUGUAUUUUUUUGGUAUUUUGUAUUUGAGAAUUAUUUCACAUGAAUAUGAGUCGAGUUAAUGGGAAGACACUACUACUGCACAUGGGUUUUGGAUCAUGUCAUGUGUUAUAAUAUAUGCUUAAUCUCUCUUUAUUAUAUUUUAUUUUUCUAAAAUACAAAAUCAUUAAAAUAGUCAAAACUCAAAAGUGUUCAAAGCUAAAUGUUGCAUCAUGGAGACAAGAUUUUUUAUGUCCAAAGUUGUCUAAUCUCAUUGUCUAUUAUUAUUAUGAUUCACUAUUACUUUCAUGUGUACUUAAAAGUGCCAUUGCACUGGCUUUACUCAUAUGAGACCUCAUAAAUAAGUUGGUAAUGAUUUUAAACAUUUGAAAUAUGAAAAUCCAUUGCUAAUUCUUCUGUUAUAUUUUAUCUUAUAUUUAACCCAAAAUAAUUUUUAUCUGUGUUAAUUCAUAUUGUAAAUAAUGAUUUAUAAAAAGUUUUCUCAAAAUAUUUUGGUAAUGUAUUUGUUAAGACCAAAAUCUUUAAAUCAUAUCUAUGUUAGAUAAUAUCAAAAGUUUAUGAGAAAUUAAGUGUAUACAGAUGUAAUCAUUUGUAAAAUAUGAACUUGCUUGUUAUUUACUUUUCAGUUGCCACUAGCUGAUUCUUCAUUUUUAUUUGUUUCAAAGCAACUUUUGAAUAAUUAUUCAGCUAAAUCUGUAAAUUUAUUGUUUGUUUAGUUCAUCAUUUAUUUUUAUAUUAUCUUAUUUAUCCCCUAAACGAUGUUUAUCUUAAUUAAUUAACUUUACUCAAAUAAGGCAAAAUAUUCUUCAUAGUAUCAAAUUAAUUUGGUGAGUUGUUUUAAAAGCUUGGAAAAUACUAUACAAUUUGUAAAAUAUGAACUUGCUUUAAAUUACUUGCAUUGCACCUAAUUUUUACUGCAAUGUUAUUAUAGGCUUUGGAACUUAUGAGGCCCAGUUUCGUAGAUCCAUGUCGCUGUUACCACGUCGGCAUUCUCAUCCUUCAACACAUACCUUCCCACAUCGGACGGUUAAGAUUCCAUAAGAAUCUACAAUCGGACGGCUCUCUGUGCCUUUUCUAGACUCUUCUAAAAGGAUGGAGACGAUGAUGAAUCUUCUGGUUUACUAUUUUACCUUCACUUUAAUGUCUCUCUAUUGUAAUUUUUUUUUGAAUUUAUAACUAGUUAUUUUUCGUUUUAAAAUUUUGUUCUUCUUCUUCUUUUUUUAUAAACCAAUUUUGUUCUUCUUCUUUUGAAGUAUAAUUUCAUUUGAAGUCUUUAUUGGUGGAUCGCACGUCUUUCCAUAGUGAUCAAUGGAGUACUAAAAAAAUUACAGACAAAUAAUUAAUUUAUUUUAGCAUCAUUUUGUAAUCUUGAAGUUUGUGUACUCUUAUUCCAAAUAAAUUUUAAUUAAUUUCAACACUACAAAAUAAAAAGGGUUUAUUUGUGAUAUAACCAAAAAAAAAAAAAAAUUAAUUUUGUAGAAAGAGGUUAGAAAGAGAUAGGAAGAAAGAAGAGGAGAGAGGGUGUGAUUUUGGUUAUAUAAUGAAUUAUGGGUUUUUGUUUGGUUAUAUCACCUAAUUUCCCA
This is a messenger RNA of Brassica rapa (field mustard), 3641 nucleotides long. RefSeq names its product pentatricopeptide repeat-containing protein At2g03880, mitochondrial. The record is from RefSeq and is a predicted model, not a curated record. NCBI's taxonomy places the organism in Eukaryota, Viridiplantae, Streptophyta, Magnoliopsida, Brassicales, Brassicaceae. Gene Ontology annotation, molecular function: zinc ion binding; protein binding; RNA binding. Gene Ontology annotation, biological process: RNA modification.